This is a messenger RNA of Lipotes vexillifer (Yangtze River dolphin), 1521 nucleotides long. RefSeq names its product bestrophin 2 (gene BEST2). Gene Ontology annotation, molecular function: chloride channel activity. Lineage: Eukaryota; Metazoa; Chordata; Mammalia; Artiodactyla; Lipotidae. The record is from RefSeq and is a predicted model, not a curated record.
AUGACCGUCACGUACACAGCUUCCGUGGCGAACGCGCGCUUCGGCGGCUUCUCGAAGCUGCUGCUGCUGUGGCGCGGGAGCAUCUACAAACUUCUGUGGCGCGAGCUGCUGUGUUUCCUUGGGCUCUACAUGGCGCUGAGUGCCGCCUAUCGCUUCGUGCUGACCGAAGAGCAGAAGCGCUACUUUGAGAAGCUCGUUCUUUACUGCGACCAGUACGCCAGUCUCAUCCCGGUCUCUUUUGUGCUCGGCUUCUACGUAACGCUCGUGGUGCACCGCUGGUGGAACCAGUACCUAUGCAUGCCCCUGCCCGACGCGCUCAUGUGCGUGGUGGUCGGCACAGUGCAUGGGCGCGACGAGCGUGGCCGCCUCUACCGACGCACGCUCAUGCGCCAUGAAGGACUCUCUGCUGUGCUUAUCCUGCGCUCUGUCAGCACCGCUGUCUUCAAGCGCUUCCCCACCAUAGACCAUGUGGUGGAAGCAGGGUUUAUGACCAGCGAGGAGCGCAAGAAGUUCGAGAACCUGAACUCAUCCUACAACAAGUACUGGGUGCCUUGCGUCUGGUUCUCGAACCUGGCGGCGCAGGCUCGGCACGAGGGCCACAUCCGCAACAACGGCGCCCUUAAGCUGCUGCUGGAGGAGCUGACUGUGUUUCAGAGCAAGUGUGGGAUGCUCUUUCACUACGACUGGAUUAGCGUACCCCUUGUCUACACCCAGGUGGUGACCAUCGCUGUGUACAGCUACUUCCUGGCCUGCCUCAUCGGUCGCCAGUUCCUGGACCCGGCGCAGGGCUACAAAGACCACGACCUGGACCUGUGCGUACCCAUCUUCACCCUGCUGCAGUUCUUCUAUGCGGGCUGGCUCAAGGUAGCUGAGCAGCUUAUCAACCCCUUCGGAGAGGACGACGAUGACUUUGAGACCAACUUUCUGAUCGACCGCAACUUCCAAGUGUCAAUGCUGGCCGUGGACGAGAUGUACGACGACCUGGCCAUGCUGGAGAAGGACCUAUACUGGGACGCAGCUGAGGCUCGCACUCCCUACACCGCUGCCACCGCCUUCCUGUUGCAGCAGCCCUCCUUCCAGGGCUCCACCUUCGACAUCACGCUGGCCAAGGAGGACAUGCAGUUCCAGCGGCAGGACGGCGUGGAUGCGCCGCUGAGCGAUGCACAUGGCGACUUCCUGCAGCGCCUCCUGCCGGUGGGCGCGGGCAUGGCCGCUGGAGGCCUGCUGGGCCGGCGCCUGUCUUUACUGCGCCGCAAGAACAGCUGCGUGUCGGAGGAAUCCACAGCCGCCAGCUGCGCAUGCGCGGGCGCCCCUGAUGGCGCGGCCCCAGAGUGCAGUUGCAGUGACGCGCUGCUACACUCAGGCCUGCCGGAGCCGGAGUCUGAGCCCCACGCCGGCCGCGAGCCGCCAGCCCCCGGGCCACCCGCCGAGCCCUUCACCGUUGUGCCAAUGCCCGGGCCGGGGCCGGCUCCACCCUGGCUGCCCAGCCCCAUUGGCGAGGAGAAGGAGAGUCUAACCUGA